AAGAGUAAGGUAAAGCUCUUCCUAAAACCUUGAAAAUCCCCAAGCCCUCUUGUCUCUGUCAAUAACUCCUCUCUCUCUUUCUCUCUCCUCCCUCCCUCUAAACCCCUCAAUCCCCGAUUUCACAAGCGCCAUGUCUGAACCAGUGAAGCUUUUAGUGCACGUGUCUCGGACGACGUCGCGGGACAUCUGAAUUGCCCUAUGUUUGCUCGCAUUGGCUGACCGUCGUCUUCUCGCCGGUGAUCUGGGUUGGGUUCUUUUUUUGCUGGUGAGUUUGUGUAAUCAAAUUCAAGGGAGGUUGUGUGCGUGUGCGUGUUUGGUUUGGCUUGGUUGAAGUUAUUUUGAAACAAAACUGAAACUGGAUUUUCGGGGAUUUGGUGUUUGGUUGGGUUUGUAAGAGAUGAAGGAGGGCUUGAGAUCUGGCAAGUUGAAGGUUGAUAAAGAUAAGCUAGGUGUUGAAAAGAGAGGGGAUGAGCUGAAGCAAGGUGGCUCUGAUUCAGGCGGUGAGAACAGUCCACAUUUGGUUUCGAGCUGUCCCGAGGAACCUGAGAGAGAAAUUCUGGGUGAUAAAGCGAAGAAAAGCGAUGAGUUGGGCAGUGAGGAAUGUGGGGAAGAUGGUGAUACAGGUGAGAGUAAAAAUGUGGGAGCAGCUGAGAUUGGGAAGAAGCAAAUUGAUGAUGAUGGUCUCGAGAAAAAGAAGGUGAAGGAAAAAGAGGUGAAUGGUAAAGUGCAAAUUGUUCGUCGGGUUUUGCGGUCACAGUCUGCUGUGAAUGGAGGGUGUGAUAAGGCAGUAAGUGGUGGUGCCCUGGUUACAAAAAGUAGAGAAAGUGGUGGGUUUCACAACCAAUGUACUGAUGUAAAAAAUGAAGGGGUUCAUCAGUUGGGCAGUGAGGAAUGUGGAGAAGAUGGUGAUACAGGUGGGAUUAAAAAUGUGGGAGCAGCUGAGAUUGGGAAGAAGCAAAUUGAUGAUGAUGGUCUUGAGAAAAAGAAGGUGAAGGAAAAAGAGGUGGAUGGUAAAGUACAAAUUGUUCGUCGGGUUUUGCGGUCACAGUCUGUGGUGAAUGAAGGGUGUGAUAAGGCAGUAAGUGAUGGUGCUCUGAUUACAAAAAAUAGCGAAAGUGGUGGGUCGCACAACCAAAGUACUGAAGUAAAAAAUGAAGGGGUUCAUCAGUUGGGCGAGAGUGAAAAUGUGGGAGUAGGUGAGAUCAGGAAGAAGAGGAGGCGGGUUGAUGAUGGCCAAGAUAUUGAUGAUGAUGGUAUUGAGAGAAAAAAGAUGAAGGAAGAAAGGAUAGCUGGACGGGCUCUGCGGUCACGGUUUGUGGAAUAUCGUGGGUGUGAUAAGGCAGAGAGUGUUGGGAAAAGUAGAGCGAGUUAUGUGUCUCGUGAGAAAUGUACUGAGGUGAAAAAUGAAGAGGGUGGUCAGUUGGUUGGAGGGUUUACAAAGAAGUUGAAAGGCAAGCGUGGGAGGCCACCCAAAGUGCCCAAGGUGGAAAAGGAAGAAAGUGACAGGUCAGCUGGUGGAUUAAAGAAGCAGAAGAAGUUGAAACGUAAGCGCGGGAGACCUCGGAAGGCAGAAAGGGAAGAGAGUGGUCUGGUGGUUGGUCGGUUGAGAAAGAAGUUAAAAUCCGAGCAAGGGAGACCACUUAAGGUGCAGGAGUCUAAUGUGGCUUUGAAAGGAAAGCUUGAUAAGGGGAAAAAAAUGAAAGCGAAAAUUACAACUAAUGGUUCAAAUCUGGAAAGGAGGAUUAUUGGGAAAGUGUUGGAUGUGAAGACCUUUUCUCCAGAUAAAAGGGAUAAAAAAGAAAAAGAUUUGGGGAAUGAGGAUGGAGAAGGAAACAAAGAAUGUGAACAGAAAAGAAAGGGAAAUAAAGAACAGAAAAAUGAGCAGAAGGAUCAAGAUGGAGAACUCGCCAGAAGUAGGCAAAAACAGUUAGUGAGAGAUAAAAUGGUCGAACUAAUUCUGCGUGCAGGUUGGACGAUUGACUAUAGGCCUAGGAAUGGCAAAGAAUACAAGGAUGCAGUGUAUGUAAGUCCAGCAGGAAGGACUCACUGGUCAGUCACCAAGGCUUACAAAGCUCUUAAAAAUCAUUGUGAAAAUGGUGAAGGUAAUUCUGAGGGUUGUAAGGCUGGCUUCAAGUUUACUCCGAUACCACCUGAGGAAGUCAACAAACUACAAAGGAUAGUUGUUAAGAAAAGGGAGGGGAAGAAGAAGGCAAAGCAGAAGGGAAAAGAUGGAAGGGAGGGUGGAAUUAAUGAAAAGAAGGGGGGAAAGGGUGGGAGUAGAGGGGAUGGACUUAUUGAAGAGAAAAAGAAAAAAAAAAGGGGUAAGUCACUGAAAGGGAAACGUUUGCUUAUUGAUCAGGAUGAUUCAGCAAGUAGAGCAUGCAAGGGGAGGUUAAGUUUGGUCAAGGAUCAUGAGCAACAUAAGACGAAAAAUAGAAAGCGAUGUGCUUUGUUGGUUCGCAACUCUGAGAAUGCAGAUUCAGAAAAUGAUGGCUACAUACCAUAUGAUGGGAAAAGAACAGUACUUGCCUGGAUGAUUGAUUUGGGAACCCUAUCACUUAAUUCGAAAGUGAAGUACAUGAACAUGAGGAAGACACAGGUGCUUCUUGAGGGUAGAAUUACAAGAGAUGGAGUUCAUUGUGGUUGCUGUAGAGAAACAAUUUCGCUUUCGAAAUUUGUAACUCAUGCCAAAAGUGAUUACUCUGAGCCAUUUAAACAUGUAUAUCUAGACUCUGGGUCUUCCCUUUUGCAAUGCCUGCUAGACUCAUGGAAUAAACAGGAUGAAUAUGACCGUCGUGGAUUCCACUUCGUAGAUGUUAACAGGGAAGACCCAAAUGAUGAUACUUGUGGAAUCUGCGGAGAUGGUGGGGACUUGAUCUGUUGUGAUGGUUGUCCAUCAACAUUCCACCAAAGUUGUUUAGAGAUAAAAAAGUUCCCUUCGGGUGAGUGGCAUUGUGUAUAUUGUUCGUGCAAAUUUUGUGGGAUGUUUUGCGGAAACACAUGCCAAAGGGAUGGCGAUGAAAAUAUUGCCGCAUCAGCAUUAAUUACUUGCCAUCUGUGCGAGGAAAAAUAUCACCGAUCCUGUAUUCAGGCAAAGGAUGCUGUAAAUGAUGAUUCCCGUGGACUAUCCUUCUGUGGGAGGAAUUGUCAAGAGUUAUUUGAGAGUCUGCAGAAGCUUCUUGGUGUAAGACGUGAAAUAGAAGGAGGAUUUUCAUUGACUCUUAUUCGCAGAUCUGAUAUCGGCUCAGAUGUUUCUAUUUGCGAUACACCACAGGAGGAAGGUUGUGAUUCAAAGCUGAUUGAAUGCAAUUCCAAGCUGGCUGUUGCAUUUUUAAUAAUGGAUGAGUGUUUUUUGCCUAUGGUUGACCACAGAAGUGGAGUCAAUCUGAUUCAUAAUAUUCUGUAUAAUCGUGGGUCAAAUUUUAGCAGACUGAAUUAUGGUGGAUUCGUCACUGCAAUUCUGGAGAGAGGUGAUGAGAUCAUAUCAGCAGCAUCCAUCCGGAUCCAUGGGAACUAUUUAGCAGAGAUGCCAUUUAUUGGGACCCGCUAUAUGUAUAGGCGUCAAGGAAUGUGCCGUCGGCUUCUUACUGCAAUUGAAUCUGCUCUCUGCUCUUUGAACGUUGACAAAUUGGUCAUACCUGCAAUCUCGGAACUUAGGGGAACAUGGACUUCUGUUUUUGGUUUUAAGCCCCUUGAAGAAUCAGGCAAGCAGAAGAUGAAGAACAUGAAAAUAUUGGUUUUCCCUGGUGUAGAUAUUUUACAGAAACCAUUGUUGAAGCAGUUAUCAGAAGCAAGUAUGAUUCCUCUGGAAGGUUUGGGGUCCACUGAACUUGAGCAUCAGCAAACUGGGCAGGAGGUGUUAUUUUAUACUAAUGAGAAGCUUUUGGCUGGGUCUGGCAGUGAAGCAACUGCACCCUGUGGAAAUGAAUUCCAGAGUUCUGCUUCAGUUCCUGAUGUAAGGGCAGUGGAAGUGGACACCCAACAGAACCAUAAUAUCGCGCCUGAAAUGGAAAGCAAAUCUUGCACGUUACAUCAUGUUGAUUUUGAAGCCCCUGAUGCUGGUAUAAAGAUCCUUUCUGCUUCCGGGGAGGGCACUGAAAAUAUCGACUGUGAGGUGAGCAUAGAAGCUGUCACUAUUAAAAACCUCACUUCUCAUGAUGAAGGAUCUAUUUGCCGCUCUACUGAAAGUAACGCCACUGAGCUGCAGGCAUCUCAGGAUGCCAAGGACCUUAAACAUCAUGGUUCUCAACAUUUGCAGGUCAAAGGAUCUACUUUUUGUCCGAAUGGAAAGAUGUUUGAGACUUGUGAAGCGGAAUAUAACCAUCCUGCUACUGAGCAUACACCUACAGUGACAGUUGAGGAAACUAGGAAGGUCUCCUGUGAUGUAUUUCACCUGACUUCCAUAUUGGCACACCAAAAAGCAGAUGAUUUUGAAGGUCAUUGUACGUUAAAUUCUCAUCAUUCAUGUGGGGCAACUCUUCAAAGUAAUGGAAUUACCAAGUCCCCUGAUGUCAUUGAUGUGGAUUUAACUCCCAAUGGGUCUCCGACGGACACAAAAUCCAUAAAGCACUCUGAGUUUGAUUCUUGGGUUGAUAAUACAAGUGCUGCGGCAAAUCUUCAAAAUAAUGGAAUUACCAAGCCCCCUGAUGUCACUGAUGUGGAUUUAACUCCCAACGGAUCUCCGACGGACACAAAAUCCUUAAAGCAAUCUGAAUUUGAUUCUCGGGUUGAUAAUACAAGUGCUGGGGCAAAUCUUCACAGUAAUGGAAUUACCAAGUCCCCUGAUGUCACUGAUGUAGUUUUAAUUCCCAACGGGUCUCCGACGGACACAAAAUCCUUAAAGCAAUCUGAGUUUGAUUCUUGGGUUGAUAAUAUAAGUGCUGGGGCAAAUCUUCAAAGUAAUGGAAUUACCAAGUCCCCUGAUGUCACUGAUGUGGAUUUUACUCCCAACGGGUCUCUAAUGGACACCAAAUCCUUAAAGCAAUCUGAAUUUGAUUCUCGGGUUGAUAAUACAAGUGCUGGGGCAAAUCUUCAAAGUAAUGGAAUUACCAAGUCCCCUGAUGUCACUGAUGUGGAUUUAACUCCCAACGGGUCUCCAUCCUUAAAGCCAUCUGAGUUUGAUUCUCGGGUUGAUAAUACAAGUGAUGCACAGUGUGACCCAAGCAAUACUUCUGUGGUGGCUCUUCACUGUGGAUCUAGUGGAGGUAACUCAGCUGGUACUUCUGAGGUGAUAAUUGUAUCAAACCCGGCUAGUUGAUCUUGUUUUGAUGUACAUUGACAGUAAGUAGUGUAAGCAAGAGGCUUUUGGUAGCAAUCUACGACAGAAGAGUACUACUUGUAGUAGUAUUUUGGCAAGGGUUGAUAAACCGAUUUUCUCAUCUUAUAGAAAGCAAAUACAGUUUUUGGUUCCAUGAUUUUUAGUUAGGCGGUAGAGCUUGAAGCAGCUGGUCGAGGAGCCAAGCUUGUUCCAUUGUUGGGAGUAAAUAUGUAAACUUUUUUUUUUUUUUCCUUCUUUCAAGUACAGUUAGGAAGAUCACCAAGCCGUAGCAUUUUAUAGCUUAGCACAAUGGAAGAUUUAGAUGCUGCCUUGGAGGGUUGUAUAUUUUUUGCCCCUCUGGUGCUCGUUGUAUAUGAUAGAUCCAUUGCUUAACCAUGAAAACAGCGUUUCAUUUUGGUGCUCAUUGAUCGUUUGCCA
Messenger RNA from Prunus dulcis (almond), 5695 nucleotides. RefSeq lists its product as uncharacterized. Gene Ontology annotation, biological process: negative regulation of DNA-templated transcription. The transcript has 9 exons. Lineage: Eukaryota; Viridiplantae; Streptophyta; Magnoliopsida; Rosales; Rosaceae. The record is from RefSeq and is a predicted model, not a curated record. The coding region runs from base 398 to 5257 and encodes 1619 amino acids. Gene Ontology annotation, molecular function: DNA binding; transcription corepressor activity.